Molecule: messenger RNA, 1341 nt
Organism: Micromonas commoda
Lineage: Eukaryota; Viridiplantae; Chlorophyta; Mamiellophyceae; Mamiellales; Mamiellaceae
Exons: 1
Coding region: 1-1341 (446 amino acids)
Biological process (GO): protein neddylation
Cellular component (GO): cytoplasm; nucleus
Molecular function (GO): NEDD8 activating enzyme activity
Source: RefSeq, a predicted model, not a curated record
AUGGAGGGCCCAGACGUUAACAUGCAGUCGAUCGAGCGGGACCAUCGCGGCGACAUUGUAGGGCGCUGGACGGACCUUGACUACGUGCUCAUGCGUGACGGGCCAUCGGCCGGCCCUGGCUUCGAACCCGGAGAAGACACAAAAUCGGUGCUCAUGGACGUGAUGCACGUCUUGGUCCUCGGCGCCGGUGGACUUGGGUGCGAGCUGCUGAAGGAUCUGGCGCUGAGUGGGUUUAAGAAGAUCGAUGUCAUCGACAUGGACACCAUAGACCUCAGCAACCUGAACCGCCAGUUCUUGUUCCGUCCGCACGACAUCGGGAAACCGAAGGCUAUCAUAGCGGCGGAGCGGGUGAUGGAGCGUGUCGAGGGCGUGACGGUCACUCCGCACUAUUGCCGCAUCGAGGACAAGGACGACGAUUGGUUCCAGCAGUUCCACAUCAUCAUCAUGGGUUUGGAUUCCCUGGAGGCGCGCAGCUACAUGAACGCCGUCGCCUGCUCGUUCCUUCGCUUCGAAGCUGACGGCACCCCGGACCAGUCCACAAUCAAGCCACUGAUUGACGGAGGCACCGAGGGUUGGAAAGGCCACGCGAGGGUCAUCUUACCCGGCGUCACGCCUUGCUUCCAUUGCACCAUGUGGCUUUUCCCUCCGCAGACCACGUACCCGCUGUGCACACUGGCGGAGACCCCUCGCAUCGCGGCGCACUGCAUAGAGUACGCACAUCUCAUCCAGUGGGGAAAUGAAAGGCCUAACGAGGAGUUUGACGCCGACGACCCCGAGCACAUGAAGUGGAUUUACGAGAACGCGAUGCGAAGGGCAGAGGCGUUUGGAAUUGAGGGCGUGACACUCCAUCACACGAUGGGGGUUGUGAAGAACAUCAUCCCGGCGAUUCCGAGCACCAACGCGAUCAUCGCGGGGCAAUGUGCGCUUGAGGCGCUAAAGAUGGCGACGAUGUGCGCGAAGGGAAUGGACAACUUUAUGAUGUACAACGGCAGCGAUGGGGUUUACACGCACACGGUAGCGUACGAGAAGGAUCCGGACUGUCCAAUGUGCUCUCCCGGAGUUGCUAUGGAGUUGCCAAAGGAGUCCACACUUUCGGAUGUUAUCGAUGCGAUUGUGAAGAAGUUUGAAGAUACGGUGGCGUUACCGUCCAUCAGCACGUCCAACGGGACUAACUUGUACAUGAGAGGGGUUCUUGAAGAAGCGACAAGGGACAACCUACCGAGGAAGAUGUCUGAAUUGCUGGGAGAGGAGCACGGCGGCGGAGAGAAACUGGACGGGUUGAUCAUCGUGAAUGACAAGAAGCUCAAGGGGCCGCUCAGAGUUCGACUUUCCCUCGCGUGA